This is a messenger RNA of Nymphalis io (European peacock), 995 nucleotides long. It is a transcript of the gene Pcmt, whose product is annotated as protein-L-isoaspartate(D-aspartate) O-methyltransferase. Gene Ontology annotation, molecular function: protein-L-isoaspartate (D-aspartate) O-methyltransferase activity. Gene Ontology annotation, biological process: protein modification process. Lineage: Eukaryota; Metazoa; Arthropoda; Insecta; Lepidoptera; Nymphalidae. The coding region runs from base 15 to 824 and encodes 269 amino acids. The record is from RefSeq and is a predicted model, not a curated record. Gene Ontology annotation, cellular component: cytoplasm. The transcript has 7 exons.
UCAGAUGUCAUAUUAUGUCUAAUAAAAAUUUUACACUGAUGCGUUUAUUUUUUCUCAACAUUAAAAGUCAACAAAACAACAAAAUUACGUGCCCAUGGUAUGAUAAAACCUUAGUCUUAGUUGCAUUCAUUUUAUUAAAUAUGGCUUGGAGGAGUCACGGAAUAAAUAAUGCAGAUAUGGUUCGGAACCUUAGAACAAACGGAAUUAUAAAGUCUGAUAUAGUUGCAAAUGCUAUGGUUGCUGUAGAUCGGAAGAACUAUUGUCCGCAUGCUCCUUACCAUGAUUCACCACAGUCCAUUGGAUACUCCGCAACUAUAAGCGCACCACAUAUGCACGCACAUGCUUUGGAAAGAUUAAGAAAACAACUUAUACCUGGUGAAAAAGCACUGGAUGUGGGUUCAGGAUCUGGUUAUCUAACUGCUUGCAUGGCGUUCAUGGUUGGUGAAACAGGAAAAGUUAUUGGCAUCGAACAUAUUCCUGAAUUAGUCAUGAUGGCAACUACAAAUAUCGAACGUGAUAACCAUGCAUUACUGACAUCAGAAAGAAUAAAACUCGUUGUUGGUGAUGGGCGCUUGGGCUAUCCUGAAGAAGCUCCCUAUAAUGCAAUUCACGUCGGAGCCGCCGCCCCUACUCUCCCACAAGCUUUGGUUGAACAAUUAAAACCCGGAGGUCGCCUGGUGGUACCCGUUGGUCCUGAAGGAGGUGAACAGCAUCUUACUCAAGUGGAUAAAGCGCUCGACGGCACCACAACCGUGAAAAAACUCAUGAGCGUCAUUUACGUGCCCCUUAUUGAUAAGAAUCACCAACUCCGUCCUUCUCGCUAGAUUGCCUUGCAUGUUUAUAAAUAAGACUCCAAAUAAAAAUUACUGUUUUUUAUUUUUAUUUUAUAAAUUAUUAAUAAUAAAAUUGACAUAUAUUUAUUCAUUGUGAUCACUUUUAUUUCAUUUUAAAAUUAUUAUGAUUCUGUACAUAUGCAAUAAAUAAUUGUAAAAAUC